AUGGAAACCAACUACGACAGGAUGUGGAAGACAAUAUUCAACCCCGCCAGACGUAGAGUCUCGAGGGAAACGACCUUUAUCGGCUCAGUGCCCGCCUCGCCUAGAUUCAAUGAGAUUGGAGUGCAACAACUGAGCGAUUAUGUCCAUCCUCAGGUUUUCCCGAACAAGGGUCGCAUACCGGACCCGGAAUUGGUUGCGUUAGCAAAGGACCAUCUCGCAAGACAUGAGCUCCUGGGCAAAUCGCAAAAAGGCGCCGAGCCGAUCGCAUUCGAUCUACCGAAACUACAUGGCCAGACACUAGACGAACACUUUUAUAAGCUUGGUAUGGAUGCGUCGGAGCCCUACUUAUCUUACGCGAAAUCCUUCGUCGCCGUGAAUUGCCCGGACAAACCGCGCAAGUGGGUGAAUCGCAGCGGAUGGACCAAAUACAACAAUGAUGGCUCUGCGGAACCAGUAGAUGCACCAAAUGAAUCAAUGAUUACAUUCGACACGGAGGUUAUGUACAAGGAGCAUCCUUUCGCCGUCAUGGCCUGUGCUGCGAGCCCUACAGCAUGGUAUGCUUGGAUAUCCCCGUGGCUGCUCGGCGAAUCGACAAAAAAAGAGCACCUUAUUCCCCUCGGAGAUCCAACUCAACCACGGAUCGUGGUUGGCCACAACAUUGGCUAUGACCGUGCUCGCGUUUUGGAAGAAUACGAUAUGAAGCAAACACAGAAUUUCUUCCUAGACACGAUGUCCCUCCAUGUUGCUGUCAAUGGAAUGUGCUCCCAACAGAGGCCGACGUGGAUGCGACAUAAGAAGAAUAAAGCUCUGCGGGACAAGAUCGCAAGCGAGCAUGAUUCGGCUGAGUUGGCUUCAUUGCUUGAAAACAAUAUGUUGAGAGAGGAGGAAGAAGAGUUGUGGGUGGGGAGGAGCUCAGUCAACUCCCUGCGAGAUGUGGCCAAGUUCCAUUGUGAUGUGACAAUCGACAAGGCACAGAGAGACUUCUUUGGUGAACUUGACAGAGAAUCUCUUCUAGCAAAAUUGGAGGAACUCCUUGAUUAUUGUGCUGCCGAUGUCGCUAUCACCCAUCGUGUCUACCGCAAAGUCUUUCCCAACUUCCUAGAGACAUGCCCCCACCCGGUUAGUUUCGGUGCCCUCCGACAUCUGUCUUCGGUCAUACUUCCUGUCAACCAGACCUGGCAGGAGUAUAUCAAAAAUGCUGAAGAAACCUACCACAAACGACUUAAUGACGUGCAGCGAAAAUUGAAUGAACUGUGCAAUGAAGCUCUGAGCGUCAAAGAUCAGCCAGAUGUUUAUGAUAACGAUCCUUGGCUUGGCCAGCUGGACUGGUCCGGCCAGGAGAUCAAAAUGGUUAAAGGGAAGAAAAAGGGUGAUCCUCCUCGCCCUGCCGCGCGCCAGAAGAAACCGGGAAUGCCCAAGUGGUACAAAGAUCUUUUCCCUUCAAGCCACGCGGAAAUCAAUCUCACGGUUCGAACUCGCAUUGCUCCCGUUCUCUUGAAAUUGGCAUGGGAUGGCUACCCUCUCAUUUGGUCUGACAAAUAUGGGUGGACCUUCCGAGUUCCCCAUAGUCAGGUAAAGCAAUAUGAAAAUCAGCCAGUUGUUCGGUGCGAUAUGACCGCUGAGGAUAAGACUGCACAACUUCGAGAGGACCGGAAGAACGUCUAUUUCAAAAUACCGCAUAAAGACGGCCCACAAGCGAGAUGUACCAAUCCUCUUGGCAAAGGAUAUAUGCAAUACUUUGAGCGCGGAAUUCUUUCAUCUCAAUUUGAGCUCGCAAAGGAAGCUUUGGACAUGAACGCUUCCUGCUCUUAUUGGAUUAGUGCUAGAGACCGUAUCAUGAGCCAAAUGGUUGUCUACGAGGAUCAAGUACAGAACAGUGGCUCUUCAAGUGGGGAUUCCAGUCACAGAGUGGGGUUCAUAUUGCCUCAAAUCAUCCCCAUGGGUACCAUAACUCGUCGUGCUGUGGAAAAUACAUGGCUCACGGCGAGCAACGCCAAGUCCAAUCGGGUCGGAUCUGAAUUGAAGGCGAUGAUUAAAGCACCCCCGGGUUAUGCUUUUGUCGGCGCAGACGUCGACUCCCAGGAGCUCUGGAUUGCUAGUCUCGUCGGAGAUGCUUCUUUCCAACUGCAUGGUGGAAAUGCGAUCGGUUUCAUGACUUUGGAGGGUUCCAAGGCGGAAGGUACAGACUUGCAUUCAAGAAGUGCAUCCAUUCUCGGAAUUUCUCGAAAUGACGCGAAGGUAUUUAAUUACGGCCGAAUCUAUGGAGCCGGUGUGAAGUUCGCUGCAACUCUCCUUCGCCAAUUCAAUCCAUCCUUGACCGAAAGGGAAACGCAGGCAACUGCAGCCAACCUUUACAAGGAGACCAAGGGAACACGGACAUCCCGACGAAUUCUAAGUGAGACUCCGUUCUGGCGAGGUGGCACCGAAUCUUUCGUGUUCAAUAAGCUCGAAGAAUUCGCAGACCAGGAAAGACCUCGAACCCCCGCCUUGGGUGCUGGCAUAACGGAAGCCCUGAUGCGACGAUUUAUUAACAAAGGAAGCUUCAUGACUUCCCGAAUCAAUUGGGCCAUUCAGUCAUCAGGUGUUGAUUACUUGCAUCUAUUGAUCGUCGGUAUGGACUUUUUGAUCCGGCGAUUUAAUAUCCAUGCGCGUCUAGCCAUCACCGUCCACGAUGAAAUACGAUAUAUGGUCAAGGAUGAGGACAAAUACCGUGCAGCUAUGGCUCUUCAGAUUGCAAAUCUCUGGACGCGCGCCAUAUUCUCGCAGCAAGUUGGUAUUGACGAUCUUCCACAGUCCUGUGCCUAUUUCUCAGCUGUCGACAUCGAUCAUGUGCUCCGGAAAGAGGUUGACAUGGACUGUAUUACACCUUCACAUCCGAACAAGAUUCCUCACGGUGAAACUCUGGAUAUUUCUCAGCUGCUGUCCAAAGAUGAAGCCGCUUUCCUGGACCCAUCGAUCACCCCCGCGUCUGCUCCAAACCCAGAGCAAUACAAAUAUACGCCACGAGACUCGGUCAUGUCCGCCCUGCAAGCCUCCAAUGACUUAGCUCUCAUCAAAGCUCAGAUCACGAAAGAUGACGCAGAACUUCGUGAUAUCAUCAAACAAAAAACUCAACUCUCCGCGUCUAGUCCCAAAUCCACCACCUCACGUUCUUCCCCAAGCAAGAGCCGAGUUAAAACGUCAGGCUGGGCAUCUGCGGAACCUCAACGUGCUGUUCUGAUGGACGUUGAAUCAGGGCUUUAUCCGGAUUUCCGCGACUCCCCUCGCACCUCUUCCCACACUGGCAAACAGCCUCAAGUGGGUCUAUACCGUUCUCAAUGGAAGCCACGGCCAAGUGCUCGAGCAUAA
Molecule: messenger RNA, 3348 nt
Organism: Penicillium waksmanii
Lineage: Eukaryota; Fungi; Ascomycota; Eurotiomycetes; Eurotiales; Aspergillaceae
Product: DNA-directed DNA polymerase gamma MIP1
Exons: 2
Coding region: 1-3348 (1115 amino acids)
Biological process (GO): mitochondrial DNA replication
Cellular component (GO): gamma DNA polymerase complex; mitochondrion
Molecular function (GO): DNA-directed DNA polymerase activity; DNA binding; 3'-5' exonuclease activity
Source: RefSeq, a predicted model, not a curated record